AUGAACAAGUGGAUAAGUCAAGAAAAAACACAUUAUAUCAUAAUUUUUAUAUGUGUCAAACUUUUAAAAAAUUUAGGUAUAUUUUGCAAUAACAAACAGGAUUGCAAGAAUGAUGAUGAAUAUUGUAAUAUUUUAAACAAUUGGUUAUAUAUUUCCAUAAUAAAAUAUAACCUUAAUGGUAUAUUUUUUAGUUAUCUUUUCAAUCUUAUUGAAAAAGGGGCUACUAAACUGGAAUAUAAAAAUAAGUGUCCAUAUUAUUUCUACCAAAAAAAUUAUGUAGAACCCCUUGCCAUUGUAAUGCUAAAUAUAUUUGAGUCUAACAUAGGCGUUAUUAAGGACUCAUUGAUUGAUCAUAAUGAAGUAAUGAAAUGCACAUGUCAAGAAUUUGUCGAUAAAGUCGUAACAAUAUAUCGACAUGUGAAUAAUAAGUAUUGCUCUUCAAACAUGACUGAUCUUAUUGAAAGGGAAAAGAAAACAUGUUUAUAUUUAAAAAAUUUUGAGACAACAUAUGAUGUAUAUCUCAAAAAUCAUGAAUCUAUACAGAAUCAAAAAAUAUAUGUACCAUCUUUAAAACAUGAAGGCAAUUUAAUAUUUCCCCAAUGCAUACAGAAUGAUGGAGUGCAGCAACCAUUAGGUAUAGUUGAAGAACAAUUGCCAGAUGAUGAACAUGAAGACUUAAUCGAACAGCAAUUGGAUGAUGCAUUAAAGUUGCUACCAGAUUCAGAAUCAUUUAUUUCAAGUUCAUCAAUAAAAAAGGUUUUACCUACAUCUCUUGCUACUAUUGCUUGUUUCACUCCAAUUGGUAACAUGAUUCGUUCGAGUAAUAGAGUGAAAGCGACAAGUAAUUUUUACGAUGGAGAUGAUGAAAAAGAAUUAUUAUACCCCGUACAUGAUAGUAUGGAUAUAAACUCAUAUAUUCAGAGAUAUGACAUAGCAUAUGCAAAUUUAUGA
Plasmodium gonderi is the source of this 951-nucleotide messenger RNA. RefSeq names its product variable surface protein. The record is from RefSeq and is a predicted model, not a curated record. NCBI's taxonomy places the organism in Eukaryota, Apicomplexa, Aconoidasida, Haemosporida, Plasmodiidae. Bases 1 to 951 code for a protein of 316 amino acids. The transcript has 3 exons.